GGGGUGCUGAAGUAACGGAAGUAGCGGAUGUGUGUCAUGGCUGCAGGUCCUGAGCCCCUAGCUAGGCUUUCGCUUUCCCUCCGGUAAACGAAGUGAUCAUGGCGACGUUUUUCGGUGAGGUUUUGUCGGUGUAUUCUCGGGCAGUGGAGGAAGACGACGAAGAGCUCGACGAAAACGAAGAAGACGAAGAAAUCCACAGAGAACUGGAGGAAAAGAGGGAGGUUCAUCUGCACUGGAGCCCUGAAGUCACUGAGUCGCUGAAAUCUGGAAACAAGUUGCAGUGCUCAGAUUUCAUCCUUGCCGUGGGAGACAACGCUGCCAGGUUUCUGUCAGUGUACAUUCCCACCUCUGAAAACUGGGAUGCAGUGGGACAUGCAUCCGUGUGGAACGAGAGGAGCCGGGCUGUAACAAGCGAGGAGUCGGCAUGUGUUUUCCACAGACACAAGAACAACCCAUCGGUUUUGAUAUGCCGGGCGACGUGCUACAUUGCGGAAGACCAGCUGUUUCAGUGGACGGAAAAGGUGUUUGACUGCCUGCAGCACAGACAGCUGAAUGUGACUGUGCUGUCAGACAGCUCUGUGGCUGAGUACAAGACAGCAGACUAUCUGUGCAGUAGCUCUGCUCCCUUCCUGCGCUCGCUCCACACCGCUGCUUACCGUGACCGGCCUGUCUGCCAGUCACUGGAGCAACCCAACAUAAUCACUGGACUUCCAGCUGCAGUGCUGAACCACUGCGAGGUCCACAGCAUCGCCACUGUUGUGUAUCAGUGUUACAGUGACGUCACCGGCCCUGACUCUGUCACCAUGGAGACCUUCAAACCAGCACUAACCAAGCUCGGCAAGUUGAUUCAGUUGGACCCGUCUCCAAGCACAGACGUCCUCCGCAAGUUUGUCAGAGCCACCAACAUCCAGAGUAAUCUUUACAUCUAAAAAUGGCCACAUUGCACUCUGUGCAGUGCAAAGUUUAUUUUAUUUUCCUGUGGUAAAAUACUGUCAUUUUUUAAUAAAGUAAGUAAAGAAAG
Molecule: messenger RNA, 1021 nt
Organism: Cyclopterus lumpus (lumpfish)
Lineage: Eukaryota; Metazoa; Chordata; Actinopteri; Perciformes; Cyclopteridae
Gene: psmg1
Product: proteasome (prosome, macropain) assembly chaperone 1
Exons: 7
Coding region: 99-929 (276 amino acids)
Biological process (GO): proteasome core complex assembly
Cellular component (GO): endoplasmic reticulum
Molecular function (GO): proteasome binding
Source: RefSeq, a predicted model, not a curated record